UCUACGUUUUGUUGUUUACUACGUUUUGUUCUUAGAUAAAUCUUGAUUUUUCCUGUGGGAAAGUGAAUAAUGAUUGUGAUUGUUAAUGUGAGUGUCGUGUAAGUGGAUAGUGUUUUCGGGAUGUUAAUAAAAAGUUGAUCAAGUAAUGUACUUCAGUGAUAAUUACAAAUAGUCGGACAUACUUUAUAUUGUGAAGUUAAAUAUAAUUUUAAUAUAAUUUACAUUUUAAAUCCACUACAAUGACUGCUGAAGAAAAUUCUUGGCGCACUACAGCGUUUAGACAGAGCGUUGUUGCAAAAAUAGAGGAAGCAAUCCGAAGUUCAGGUAUGCCGACUUCAAAAAAUAGUAUGGAAAUGGAAAAUCAUGUCUUCCAGAAGGCCAAAUCCAAGGAAGAGUAUUUGGGAUUUGUAGCUCGUCUCAUUCUCCAUGUUAGGGAAAUGAACUCGAAGAAGAAUCCGGGUAUGGGGGGUCCCGCAGGAACACCAGGGCAGAACAUGCAAGAUCCCAUCAAUGCUUUACAGACUCUUGCUAGACAAGGUUCUGGAAACCAGAUGAUGGGCCUGGUGCCACCUCAGGGCCCAUCUCCCGCCACCAACUUGUUGCAGACUUUGAACCAACGGCCAGGAAAUCAGCAGCGGAUGCAGUCACCUGUACAGGGCAACGUGAUAGGACAGAUGAGUAACCAGAUGGGCGGUCAGAUGGGGACAAUGGGGGGUCCUAUGGGUGGCCAGAUGAACAGCACGAUGGGGGGGCCAAUGCAACCACAAAUGGGCAUGGGGGGCCCAAUGGGAGGGCCAAUGGGUCCUAUGGGAGGACAGAUGGGACCGAUGGGACCCAUGCCUGGACAGAUGGGAAGUCCUAUCUCAGGACAGAUGGGACACAUGCCCCAGAGAAAGACAGCUGAAGGAAUGAUGAUGGGUGCUCAGAGUCAAAACUAUGUCGGACCCCGCAAUGUCGCCCCCAGCCAGUUCCUCCAGCAGAGCCCCACCCCCCCAUCACAAUCCCCUGCAGGCAUGCCAACCCCCAAUCAGAUGGUGGCCUCCCCCGCUCUUGUACCAUCACCUGGCAACCCCCAGAUGACCUCAGGCAUGGGCUCUUCUCUGCGUUCUGUUGGAAUGGCACCUUCGCCCAGCAGUUCGCUCAACACGCCAGGACAGGCUGUGCCCACACCUAGUCCGCACAGUCAGACCGAGGAGCAGGCCUACCAGGCCAAGGUGCGCCAACUGAGCAAAUACAUUGAGCCCCUGCGCCGCGUCGUCGCUCGUAUGGGCAACGAGGAUCUGGAGAAGCUGAGCAAGAUGAAAAAGCUUCUGGAAAUUCUGUCAACACCAGGCAAGCGGAUGCCCCUGGAAACGUUGCUUAAAUGUGAAGUUGUUUUGGAGAAACUGGAUCUCAAACGGGGAGAUGGCUCGGGACCAACGUUAAGGGAACAACACCCUCUUCUGGAGGCCUUGCAAACCCACAUUCAAAGUCCAGUCAUCAACCAUACCCUGCAGCGUACCUUUGGCCCCUGUCUAGAGGCUCUCUUUGGCUCCGAUAUCAAGAUGUUGCCACCUCCCUUGAAGAAGAAAAAGUUAGAGGAGCCAGUGGAUGAUAUUCCUGAAGUUCUGCAAGGAGAAAUAGCCAGACUUGACCAAAGGUUUAAGGUGAGCCUGGACCCCACGCAACAAGCAGGAUCGCGCUGCGUGCAGCUGCUCUGUGUGCUGGACGAUCGACACCUCCCUUGCGUUCCUCCAGUCAGCCUAUCCGUGCCCGAGGACUACCCGCGCUCCCCACCUCGCUGUCACCUCGCCCCGCACGAGUACAGUGCCACCAAGUUCCUCUCCGCCGUGCAGGCGGCACUGGAGUCCCGCGUGCGCAAACUGCCCGGUCGGUUCUCCGUCUCACAACUGCUUGAUACGUGGGAGAUGAGUGUGAGACAGGCUUGUGCCCCGACACACUCCCCUACUCCGUCUUCCUCCUCGCUACUCAUGGGUCUGUAACCAAACUGAUGUGGAGAACUGCCUAUAAUGUGCUAAUAAAGAUUUUCAAUACAG
Messenger RNA from Homalodisca vitripennis (glassy-winged sharpshooter), 2036 nucleotides. RefSeq names its product mediator of RNA polymerase II transcription subunit 15 (gene MED15). Lineage: Eukaryota; Metazoa; Arthropoda; Insecta; Hemiptera; Cicadellidae. The coding region runs from base 240 to 1982 and encodes 580 amino acids. The transcript has 14 exons. Gene Ontology annotation, molecular function: transcription coregulator activity. Gene Ontology annotation, biological process: regulation of DNA-templated transcription. The record is from RefSeq and is a predicted model, not a curated record.